UCUGUCUGUGCCUGGAAUGUGGCGCGCGAGACCGAGACAACGCUGUGUACAUAUGAACUAAUGCAGGGGGAAAAAAUCAAUAAAUAGUUUCUUUGGACGUUUUUAUUUAACGUUUACUGGGCUUGUCUUGUUUGUUGCUUGAAACACCCAUGAAGUAGCAGCCGAGAAGUUGAAUAUGCCUCGUAGACGACAGAGACACAUGGUUGGGAGUGGUUCAGAUGGAACUGAAGACUCAGACUCCUCUGCCGAAAGGGAACAGACCAAUAGUUCAGAAAGCGAUGGCAACGUGACAAAGAGACAGCGCCUCACCAGAGCCUCUACUCGCCUUAGCCAAAGCUCUCAGGAUACCCCAGACUUGAAGCGAGCGGCAGAUCACGACGAGUCUCCGCCACUGACGCCCACGGGUAAUGCACCCUCCUCCGAAUCUGAGCUGGACAUCUCCAGCCCCAAUGCCUCUCACGAUGAGAGCCAGGCCAAAGAUCAAGCCAGCAGAGACUCAGAUAAGGACCUUUCCCAUCGCCCAAAACGCCGCCGCUGUCACGAAACCUACAACUUCAACAUGAAAUGUCCGACCCCAGGGUGUAAUUCUCUUGGUCACCUCACAGGGAAACAUGAACGUCACUUUGCUGUAUCGGGUUGCCCUCUUUACCACAAUCUUUCAGCUGAUGAGUGCAAAGUGAAAGCCAUCAGCCGGGAGAAACAAGAGGAGGAGGUGAAGACACAGGAGGAAAGCAAUUCACGCCAUGCAACUCGUCACCAGACACCAACUCCAAAACAGAGCAAAUACAAAGAGCAAGUGGCGGAGAUGAGGAAGGGCCGUAACUCUGGCCUACAGAAGGAGCAGAAAGAAAAGCACAUGGAGCAUCGGCAGGCGCACGCCAACACCAGAGAGCCCCUGCUGGAGAACAUCACCAGUGACUAUGACCUGGAGCUGUUCAGGAAAGCUCAGGCCCGUGCUUCUGAAGACCUGGAGAAGCUACGUAUCCAGGGCCAGAUCACUGAAGGCAGCAACAUGAUUAAGACCAUCCUGUUCGGCCGCUACGAGUUAGACACCUGGUAUCAUUCGCCAUAUCCGGAGGAGUAUGCACGACUGGGUCGUCUCUACGUCUGCGAGUUCUGCCUCAAGUACAUGAAGAGCCAGACCAUCCUCAGGCGGCACAUGGCUAAGUGUGUGUGGAAGCAUCCCCCAGGAGACGAGGUGUACAGAAAGGGAUCUAUAUCUGUAUUUGAAGUUGAUGGCAAAAAGAAUAAGAUCUACUGCCAAAACCUGUGUUUACUUGCCAAGCUUUUCCUGGACCACAAAACGCUUUACUACGACGUGGAGCCUUUCCUCUUCUAUGUCAUGACCGAGGCUGACAACACCGGUUGCCAUUUAGUGGGAUAUUUUUCCAAGGAGAAAAAUUCCUUCCUGAACUACAACGUGUCCUGUAUCCUGACGAUGCCACAGUACAUGAGACAGGGCUUUGGCAAGAUGCUCAUUGACUUCAGUUACCUGCUGUCGAAAGUGGAGGAGAAGGUGGGCUCACCGGAGAGACCUCUGUCUGACCUGGGCCUUAUCAGUUACCGCAGCUACUGGAAGGAAGUGUUACUCAGAUACAUGUACAACUUUCAAGGCAAGGAGAUCUCCAUCAAAGAGAUCAGUCAGGAAACGGCCGUCAACCCGGUGGACAUAGUGAGCACGCUGCAGUCUCUUCAGAUGCUGAAGUAUUGGAAGGGAAAGCACUUAGUACUGAAGCGGCAGGACCUGAUUGAUGAGUGGAAAGCGAAGGAGAUCAAGCGAGGCAACAGCAACAAAACGAUCGACCCGAGCUCACUGAAGUGGACCCCUCCCAAAGGGACAUAAGCACUAAGAUCCUCAGGCUACUGAAUGAACUCACCUCCAGCCUCACCAGCCACAAGUAGCCUAGACCAAUGAACUGUCAAUAAUAAAGAUCAGUGUUCGUUUCUUUCACGUUUUUACCCCGUUUAUUUCUGCUUAUCAGUGUCUUUUUUUUUUUUUUUUUUACUUUUAUAUAUUACCUUCAUUUAUAUUUCAUGCAUCAUGCGUUCCAAGCUGAGUAGUCUUUGACUCAAAACAAUCAGUCCUAUUUGUUUUCAAGCUUCCUACGUGUGCUGAGCUUUGAAUGUCAAAUGAUAAACAGUCCAGUGUGGUGGAUAACAUGAAUGUUUUGCUUUGUCUGUUGAAGGAAGAAAAAAAAAAAAACGCAACUACAUUUGGCAGCAUUUACAGGUUCUUUUUAUUUCUUACAUGAAAUGUGCGUUUUAAAAAUGGUAGUUGUUCUUGUUUGGAUUUAAUGCAGUAAUUGUUAGCAUGAAUUGAAACUACGACCAGGGUGUGUUUUUAGGAGUAUUAUUUAUGGUCUUUGGUUGGUGUAAAAUUGUAUAGAUUAUAAUAACAUGUACUUUACUUUAAAAUUUAGCUCCAUCAAUACAUGAUUUGGAUCCAUUCCACUGGUGAACCUGCCAAAUAAUGGAAAAACAGUUUGUUUUUUUUAGUUUUCUGGGAACAUAAAAGAAUGAUAACACCACUGUAGGAAUGCACAUAGAAACAAAACAACCUCAGGUUUUUAUACUGACACAAUCAUACCUUGCUUGUAUGGUUUCUCUGAAACAUGGAUCGCGGUGGUUGUUGCGGAUGGGAUCACUCUGGUUAAAGGUUCUGUAAUAAACAGAAAACAUUUUUAACGGGACUGUCUUUGCCUUCUGCUUUUAAUCAUUGCUGUUUAACGUGUAUUAGCCAUUUGAUAUUUUUUAAUAUCAAUAAAGCUGCCAUGAUAUUUUCAAAUUAAAA
This is a messenger RNA of Mugil cephalus (flathead mullet), 2791 nucleotides long. RefSeq names its product K(lysine) acetyltransferase 7b (gene kat7b). The record is from RefSeq and is a predicted model, not a curated record. The coding region runs from base 176 to 1843 and encodes 555 amino acids. Gene Ontology annotation, molecular function: zinc ion binding; histone acetyltransferase activity. Gene Ontology annotation, cellular component: nucleus. The transcript is spliced from 14 exons. Lineage: Eukaryota; Metazoa; Chordata; Actinopteri; Mugiliformes; Mugilidae. Gene Ontology annotation, biological process: regulation of DNA-templated transcription.